GUACCUUUUUACUUAAUUCAUCAUCUCUGGGUGGUCGGCAUUUUUUCUUUCGUGCUGCAAUUAAAGUGAAAAAAUAUUGAAUAAAUUCUACAAAAAGAAAAAUUUUGCAAAUUAUUGAAAUAUUUUGUAAAAAUGUCGUAUGGUAAUCAAUCGAAUGCACCUUGGCAACGAAAUGUAAUGCAAGGUCAUCCACAAUCUGGUGGAUUUCAUCAGGGCACGCAAAUGUUUAUGCAAAAUGCACAACAAAGUAACAUGGCGGCGUUUGGUCAUGGCGGUAUGCAAGCUGCUGGAAGUGGCAAUAUGUUUCCUGGAGGUGGUGCAGGUGGCGGAGGUAAUACCGUUUCAUAUCCCCAGCCUAGAAGUGGUUUAAAUCCAACGGAACAUGAUCGCAAACGUAGACGUGAAGAUAAUGAACGCAGUCGUGAUCGCGGCACAGCAGCGAAUAAUCGUGGUGCUGCUGCAGCCGUUGAAAGUCGUGGUAAUCAUGGUGCACGUAAUGAAAAGGAACGAGAUCGUGGCGAGUCUAGAAAGAAAGAACGUGAUGUAGCUGAUCGUGAGCGAGAAGAGCGAGAACGUGAAAGAGAAAGAGAACGUGCACGCGACCUUGAAUUGCAUCGUACUGGUGCCAAGGGUCGCCGUGCAGCAGCCAUUAAACGAUAUAAAGUUCAGAUACCGAAAUUCUUAUUAACUAUUAAUACAGCUGAUGUCCAAGAUUUGCGUCAACGUUAUACAAAUCUUUACAUUCCCUCAGACUAUUUUCAUGCUAAUGUCAAAUGGUCGGAGACCUUUACACCUGAUAAUCCCUUCUCCUUAAGACGUCCAUGCCAAUUUCAUAUUAUGCAUGAAAUUGUUGAACCACCAACUCAGCCUGAUCCCGAUUUAUUAGAACCAGCUGAUGCCAAUUAUUUGUAUUCGGCUAAAGUAAUGCUCAUGUCAUUACCACCCAUUGCUGAAAUCUACAAAAAAUGCUUUGAGUAUGAUGAUAAUGAUGCUGAUCAUCACACCGUUCAUCCAUCGCGUUUAAUAAACUUUUUAGUGGGUGUUAAAAGUCGCGCCGGCCCAAUGGCUAUUGGUGGUCCUUGGUCACCUUCAUUAGAUGGUGAAAAUCCUGAUACAGAUCCCUCUGUACUAAUACGCACAGCCAUACGUACUUGCAAAGCUCUAACUGGUAUUGAUUUGUCCAAUUGUACCCAAUGGUAUCGUUUUGUGGAACUCUACUAUCAUCGCACUGAGUACAAAAAUAUGGAAAAAGAUGGACCACCUCGCGUAGAAACUGUUGUUAUCUAUUUGCCCGAUGUGCAUUCAUGCAUGCCCAGCAUUGAAGAGUGGCAAACAUUGACCCAAGUUUACAAAACUGCCGCCGAUGAUGUUAUUGCUCGACGGGCAGCUUUAGUUGCUGCAGCUGCUGCUGCAAACGUCACUGAAGACAACGACAAAACGAAUGAUGUCGAAAUGGCAGACAACUCAGCGUUGGCCGACGACAGCGCAAUGGAAGGCGGCGAUGAUGAAAAUCCUCAUAAGGAUGAAGAAAGUACGGUACAAAACAACGACGAAGAAGACGUAGAGGAAGAACACGCAAACGAAGAUGAUAGCGAGGAAAAAAUGGAUGAUUCGACAGCUUCGGCAGAUGUUAGUGGCGCUGCAGCUGCUGAUGAAGAUGUCGUUAUUGAAGACGCUGAGGCUGGAGAAAAUGUCGAAGAAACUGCUGCUGCUGCUGCUGAAGCUGCAGAAGAAAAUGUAACUGACCAAGAUGAACCAGCACCGGAACCCACCCACUAUUCGCUAUUGGAUUUGAAGUCCAUGAAGGUACAAGAAAUACGUGAUGAACUUUUAGCUCGUAAUUUGCCCGACAAAGGAGUUCGUAAUGUUGUUAUGGCCCGCUUGGCCAAAGCUUUAAAUACCGAAAAAGCUGAAGAACAUAAAAAUAAACGCAAAAACAAGCCAGAGCAGUCAUCACCACAAAAAACGAUUGCUGCCAAAAAGUCGAAUGAUUCUAACACUAAAGUUAAGAAAGACGAAGAAAAAAUGGAAGUUGAUAGUGAAAAUACUUCCAAGGCUGGCGAUAAAAAGCAAACAGAGGCAAAUAAAAAGAAACCCGAAAAGAAGGUUUCAGAAGUUAAAGUUAGUGAUGAAAAAGCUAAAGGAAAAGCAACCACCGAUAAAAAUAAUUCCGCUAAAGCUAAAAAUGGCAAAGAAGAACCAGAAGAUUGGGCUGACAUUAUUGAUUUUGAAUUAAGUGACAUUGUUAUACUCGAUGAAUAUGAUUCGAGUAAAAAUCCUGAGGAAAAUAAUAUAAAGGAAAUGAGUGAAAAGGAAAAAGCUCAACUUAUACGCCGCUAUACAUUGCCUUCCGCACCUCAUGUGGUGGUGCAUCCCAAUAGACAGGCUAAGGGUGGCAAAUUUGAUUGUGCCGUCAUGUCUCUGUCCGUUUUAUUAGAUUAUCAUCCCGAUGAUACUAAAGAACGUUUCUUUGAGGUCUCCUUAUUUGCUGAACUCUUUAAUGACAUGUUAAUGCGUGACUUUGCUUUUAACAUUUAUAAAGAAAUAUAUCUUUAUGAAGAAACUCCAGCAACAACUAACAGCUGUGAAAUCACCGAAAUCAAAGGAGAAGGUGAUGUUAAAAAGGAAAAAUCUGAAACAGGGGAAGAAGUUAAAAAAGAAUCCACUAGCGAUAAGGAAGUCAAAAAAGAAAGUAAAGAAAAGGAAGAAGAAAAGGAAAAACCGUCAAAGAAAGAUAGCAAAUCAAAUAGCGAAGACAAAUCCAGCAAAGAUCAUCAUAAUGAUGAUUCUCAAUCAAUAAAAUCUGAAUCUAGAAAACGUAAAAUAAGCACUUCCACCUCCACAGCCAAUGGCAAGGAGCGUGAAUUAUCGGUUAGCGAUAAGAAAAUGGUGGUGGUUAAACCUCUGCUAUUGCUUUCGUUUGUUUAUUUUGAUACCACCCAUUGUGGUUAUAUCUUUGAAAAGGAUUUAGAAGAGUUAUUCACAGUCAUGGGUUUGAAUCUGUCACGUUCACAAAUCAAAAAAGUACUAGGAAAAUUAGCCACACGUCAGGCUAUUUACUAUCGCAAAUUAACUGACAAAGAAGAAACCCAAGAAGCACCACCCGCCAUUGAAGAUGUCGAUGAUUUACCCAUGGAAGAACUACAACUUAUUGCUGCCGGCAAUAAUCAAUAUGAAAAUAUCUUCGGGCGAAAGGAUCAUUGUAAACAGACGACUGCUAUUGAUGGUGAUGAUGAUAACAAAGAUGGUUUAAUUAACUUCAAUGGUACGGUUGUGCAUGUGGGCAAAUUGUUAACUCAAAUCAAUCGUACGGAAAAGAACUAUUCAGAUUUGGAAAAACUCUACAAUGAUUUGCUAAAACAACAUACAGACUUGCAAAAGGAACACAACAAGUCCACCACUAAGAUCAAGGAUUUGCAAUCAGAAGUCAAAAGUGUUUCACGUAAAUUAACCGAUGCCAAUCAAGAUUUCUAUUCCUUAAAUCGCAAAUAUCGAGAUCAAAAUUCAACUUUAUCAUAUAUCUACACAAGGGUAGCACCCUAUUUUGCACGUGAAAAGGAUAAGGACAAGGAUGCUAAAACCGAAGGAACUCGUGACAAAGAUAAGGAUGAAAAGGAUAAAUCUAAAGAUGCUGAAAAAACAAAGGACACUCCAAAAGAUGACAAAGAAAAGGAAAAGGAUGAUAAAGAAAAGGAGAAACCCAAAGAUGACAAGGAAAAAGAUGACAAAGAAAAAGAGAAGGUGAAAGAUGACAAAGAAAAAGAGUCCAAAACAGAUGACAACGAAACGGAGAAAGAAUCUAAAAAAGAUGACAAAGAAAAGGAAAAGGAAACAAAAAAAGAUGACAAAGAAAAAGAGAAACCCAAGGAAAAGGAAACAAAAAAAGAUGACAAAGAAAAAGAGAAACCCAAGGAAAAUAAAGAAAAAGAAAAACCAAAAGACGAUAAAGUCGAAAAGCCAGCAAUAAAAACCGAUAAAGUUAAAUCAACUCCACAAAAGAACAUCACUGAUAAAACGGCAAAAGUCACAACACCAGCUGUAAAAAAACAAACUGAUUCAAAGCCAGUUGGCAAAGUAACAAAAAAAUCUGACACCGUUAGUGCUAAGAAGUAGAAGUUUAUAUAAUUGUAAUUUUUAACAUAAAAUUCAUUCAGCAAAAGAAAUACAUUUGUUUAUGUAAAGGAAAAAAAGUUUAUCAUAUUAAUUUCAUAUAACUUAAUAAAGAUACACACACAAACGUACAUAAAUCUAAAUAAAAGAAAAAUGCAAUCCUAA
Lucilia cuprina (Australian sheep blowfly) is the source of this 4275-nucleotide messenger RNA. RefSeq names its product cell division cycle and apoptosis regulator protein 1-like. The record is from RefSeq and is a predicted model, not a curated record. The transcript is spliced from 12 exons. The coding region runs from base 133 to 4113 and encodes 1326 amino acids. Lineage: Eukaryota; Metazoa; Arthropoda; Insecta; Diptera; Calliphoridae. Gene Ontology annotation, biological process: regulation of DNA-templated transcription. Gene Ontology annotation, cellular component: nucleus.